Messenger RNA from Amaranthus tricolor (Joseph's coat), 2365 nucleotides. Its product is annotated as inositol phosphorylceramide glucuronosyltransferase 1. The coding region runs from base 426 to 2054 and encodes 542 amino acids. The transcript has 10 exons. Gene Ontology annotation, molecular function: glycosyltransferase activity. Lineage: Eukaryota; Viridiplantae; Streptophyta; Magnoliopsida; Caryophyllales; Amaranthaceae. The record is from RefSeq and is a predicted model, not a curated record.
UAGCGAGGGACGCACUCGUAUAACAAGGUGUGAAGUAACAAUAUUCUUCGAUUGUGUUUUGUUCUCUCAAGUGUCAAGUCCCAUCUAAGAUCCGAGCUGUUCAAACUGCAAAGUAUCUUAUGAGUACACCAAGUUGGAUUCAAGAUUUGAACUUUGAAACGCGAUUCAACGGAGACGAGACAGAUUAUUGAUUGAUUGAUCAUCAAUCCCUAACAAUCUUAAUCUCAGCAGUCAAACAAUUCUCCAAAUCCCCUUUUUUGAAAUUUCAAUCCCUAUUCUUCCACUUGCACCCAUCAAAGAAUCUUCCUUUACUGUUUUCAAUUCCAAUUAUAUUAAUACUCUUUUGAAAAAACUAUUUUGCCCGUUUUUAACCCCUUAAAAUAUAGAGUAAACCCACCUGAAUUAUCCCGAAUUUUUCCACAAAUAUGGUGAAAUUCAGGAUUUUGAAUCAUGGGUUUUCAUUGUUUUUGUUUAUGUUAGUGUUCCAAUCUCCAAUUUGUGAUUGGGGUGUAGAUGCUAGAAGAACACAAUCUACUGAAGAUGCAUACGUAACUUUAUUAUAUGGAGAUGAGUUUGUUUUGGGUGUUAGAGUUCUUGGGAAGUCAAUUCGUGAUACAGGUUCCAAAAAAGAUAUGGUGGUUUUAGUCUCUGAUGGUGUUUCUGAUUAUGCCAAGACCCUUCUAGAGGCUGAUGGUUGGAUAAUAGAGAAGAUUUCGUUGUUGGAGAAUCCUAAUCGUAUUCGUCCAACAAGGUUUUGGGGUGUUUACACGAAACUCAAGAUAUUCAACAUGACCAAUUAUAGAAAGGUUGUGUAUCUUGAUGCAGAUACAAUUGUGAUCAAGAGCAUUGAGGAUCUUUUUAAAUGCGGGAAGUUUUGUGCUAACUUGAAGCAUUCUGAAAGACUAAACUCGGGAGUCUUGGUUGUUGAACCUUCUAGAACGCUUUUUAAUGAUAUGCUCAGGAAAGUUAGUACUUUGCCUUCUUAUACUGGAGGGGAUCAAGGGUUCCUGAACUCAUAUUACGGUGGGUUUGCUGAUGCCCAUUUAUUUAAUCCUAAUUUGUCAUCUGAAGAAUUAAAGUCUAGACCAACACCAGAAAUGGAGCGCCUCUCUACUCUUUACAAUGCUGAUGUUGGUCUAUACAUGCUUGCUAACAAGUGGAUGGUAGAUGAGAAAGAACUCCAUGUUAUUCAUUAUACCCUUGGUCCUUUGAAACCAUGGGAUUGGUAUACAGCUUGGCUAGUGAAACCUGUUGAUCUCUGGCAGGACAUUAGGCUGACGAUUGAGGAAUCUCUACCUGGAACUGGGGGAGGAAGAAAUCCUCAAGAUGAACUUUGGGUCAAAGUUCUUUUUCUGCUUCCUUUUCUUGGUCUCAUCUUUUUCUACUAUCGCUCUUUUCUUCAGGUUUUCGAGUCUUUUGGCUUACUUUGUAGGGCAUCAAUGUGUGAUCGCAUGAGACACCUUGCUCUUAGAUUUAGAACGUGUACUUUGCAUCCAUUUGCUACAGUGUCUCCUUCAUCAGCUUUGAACUCCAACCAACAGUUCUAUAGUGGCUUGCUAUCCAAGGUACCUUGGUUUCUCGGAGGAAUGUCUAUCUCUGUGUGCCUUCUAUCUGCUGUUGUCGCACUCGGAUUGGCUUUCCUGAUGGUUCCACGGCAAGUGCUCCCUUGGACAGGAUUGGUACUUAUGUACGAAUGGACUUUUACCCUCUUCUUCCUACUCUUUGGAGGCUAUUUACGGCUGGUUUACCAAUGGGGUAAAAUUAAAGCUACACAGGCAGCAUUGUAUUCUUCCGAUCCCGAGUCUUUAGAUUAUGAUUAUAGGAAAGGUCAUCAGCGGCAGGUGUCAUCUUAUGAUGCUGCAGUGCUGUAUUAUGGAUUGGGAAUGGCUUUUCUUGCAAUUAUAGCACCAUUGUUACCUUACCUUUUGGGAAUUACUGCUUUGUUUGUGAGACUAGGUUUGAUGGUUGUUGGAGGCAUUGUUUUGGCAACUUUUAUGGCAUACGCAUCGGAACACCUCGCAAUUCAAUCCUAUAUAAAAGGGCUUGAAGACUGAUACGCCCAUGGGUGACAUAGGUGUCGGUUUUGUAAGUUCGACUAAUUUUUUCCGUUUUGUGAUUCAUCGAACAAGACGUUUUGUAUCAUUUCCAUUUAUUCUUAGUAAUUGUAGAUAUUUUGUUGAUUAAUUCCAUCCUUGCUUAAUGUUGGUGUAAUCUACAAUCUUGUAGAAUUUCAGCCUUUCUGGCAAAAUAAUUAGUUGUAGAUAUUGCUGUUUUUAGUUGGAAAUGUACAUGAAAUAUGACGGGAAUGUUGUAAUUUCUAACCUAUUAUUUAGUGGAGAACCGGUUUUAUCCUACUUGGAACAAA